This is a messenger RNA of Thunnus maccoyii (southern bluefin tuna), 1483 nucleotides long. It is a transcript of the gene hvcn1, whose product is annotated as hydrogen voltage-gated channel 1. The transcript has 6 exons. NCBI's taxonomy places the organism in Eukaryota, Metazoa, Chordata, Actinopteri, Scombriformes, Scombridae. Gene Ontology annotation, molecular function: voltage-gated proton channel activity. Bases 418 to 1098 code for a protein of 226 amino acids. The record is from RefSeq and is a predicted model, not a curated record. Gene Ontology annotation, cellular component: plasma membrane. Gene Ontology annotation, biological process: proton transmembrane transport.
UCAUAUAUAAUCUGCUAAAAAGCAUUUAUAAGAAGGUAUUUCAAUAAAAUGUAUCAAUGCUGCCCGCCGUCUGGUUUUUAAUGGAUUUGUUGGCGCAAUGUUGGGGCCCAGUUUUAAUUGUAUGUACUUAUAUGCAGUGUGUGCAAGAAGUGAUGAAGACUCUUAAAUGUCCGUUCAUCAUAUUCCAGUGUGACAUUUCCUCUCCUAAGAGUCAACAUUAAUCCAGAUGAGUAAUGUAGUUUGGCAAGAAGGAGAGAACGGGGUUUGGUUUGGAGGCGGAGUUUUCUAGUUGAAGUUAACAGAACUCAGGAGUUUUCCUCAGAGAAGAGCAGUGUGUUAAACUUCUUCAGGGAAAAGUGGAGGAAAAGGGUGAGCUGAGGUAGGACGUGGUCCUUUCCUUUCGUGGAGCCUGCUGUCAUGGCGAGGUACCUGAAAUAUUUCACCACUGUGGGUGAUGAUCAGCCCGUUCAGUUGGAUGAAGAAGAGCUGCACCAGGCCAGCGAGGAGCUGGGUCCAGCUACCGGACAGUUUCCAGCAACGUUGACCUUCAGGGAAUCUCUGAAAAGGCUCUACAGCUCUGAGCGGUUCCAGGUGGUGGUGGUGAUUCUGGUCAUCCUGGAUGCCUUGUUUGUGCUGGCGGAGCUGCUUAUAGAUUUGUCAGUUAUCGAUUUGAAACAUGGUCACGUUGUUCCUGAGGUGCUUCACUACCUGAGCCUGGCCGUUCUCACAUUCUUCAUGGUGGAGCUGGCUGGGAAGCUGUUUGCUUAUCGCCUGGAGUUCUUCCAGCACAAGUUCGAGGUGUUUGAUGCUGUGAUUGUGGUGGUGUCCUUCGUGUUGGACGUGGCCUUCAUCUUCCAUGAGGACGCUUUUGCUGGGAUGAAUCUCCUCAUCCUGCUGCGACUCUGGAGGGUUGCCAGAAUUAUCAACGGGAUCCUGGUGUCGGUGAAGACCCGUGCACAUCAGCAGAUCCACAAGCUGAAGCAGAGCUACGACCACCUUGUCCAAAGAGUCACAGAGCUGCAGGAGCGCAAUGAUAAACUGGAACAAGAGAACCAGAAACUUCAAGCCCUCCUCAAGAAGCACGGCAUAGACUUCUGAAUCAACAAGCUAACUAUUGUGGAGCUACUGUUCAAUAUGAUUUAUAUCAUGUACCUUUCUGUACCAUUCGUUUUAAAUUUCAGACUGUACAUUCCAUGAUAAUCCUGUAUUGUAGACCUUAUUUGAAGGUUCCUUCUACUUGUUUGCAUAACCCCAGGUAUACUUACUGCAGAGAAAUGAUCUUUUUUUAUAUUUGUUAUGUAGCAGUCGAUCCAUAUCCAGGUUUGCCGUUAUUGUAGUGAUGGAAACGUUACUGGGCAGAACUGCAUAGAGCUAUAAGGUCAUGGCCUUUAUUUGCUUGUAAAUAACUGAAACCUUCUUGACUGAUAAUGUGUACAUAAAACUAAAUUGACAUCUUGCUGAGUGACUGUAUGUUGUGUAAAAA